AAUAGUAGCGGGUGUGAGGUGAAUUUGAACUUGGAGCCCGGGCGGAGCGGAGUAUAGUCUUAGCUGAUGUCCAAGCAGACUGCGCUAUAAGGACAGAUAAGAAAGUGAAAUACAGAGAGAGCUCUAUGCAGCUGGGACAAGAACAUCUGUGUGCUACUCCUGACCUGCGCGUAGUUCUAGGACACGAAUCUGGGCUCCUUGAAAACUAGAUUGGACACGUUCUCGGUGGAUAUCUAACCAAGGCUCUGUAGAGAUGUUACAUCUAAGACACCUUCUGCUGUUGGUCUUUCUCUUUUCUGCCUUGGCUGAUGAUCCUUCAUGGAGGAUGAAGGUGGAGAAAGCUGCCCCUGCUAGUGGCUCUCUGGCUGGAAGGGUGGUGCUACCAUGUCACUUCUCCAUCCCGUCCUCCGACCAACACACCCGGACACUCACCCCCAUGCUCACCCCCAACGUCCCCAGCCCAGAAGAGCAUCUGAGGAUCAAGUGGACCAAGCUGGAGGAAACUGGGGAGAAGGUGGUGCUGGUGGCGCAAGGAGGAGUGAUCAAGGUGGGGCCGGAGUACCAGGGCAGGGUGUCCGUGCCCAGCCACCCCCAGGCAGUAGGGGAUGCCUCGCUGAUAGUCGUGCGCUUGAGGGCCAGCGAUGCUGGGCUGUACCGCUGUGAGGUCAUGUAUGGGAUGGAGGACACCCAGGAUACUGUUCAUCUCAAUGUCAGCGGUGUGGUGUUCCACUACAGGUCUAGUUCAAGCCGCUACACCUUGUCAUUCCCUGAGGCCAUCAACGCUUGUCUCAGCGCCGGGGCGGUCAUCGCUACAGCUGAACAGCUGAGUGCUGCCUAUGAGGAUGGACUGGACCAGUGUGACGCCGGGUGGUUAGCGGACCAGACCGUCAGGUACCCCAUCACAAAGCCCCGUCCUGGUUGCAUGGGUGAUAUGAAAAACAGGCCUGGGAUCAGGACGUAUGGGUUGAGACACCCCAAUGAGACCUACGAUGUCUACUGCUAUGUGGACAAACUUAAUGGCGAGGUGUUCUACGCUCCUAUUCGCUACAAGCUGACCCUGCGCCAGGCCAGGCGCGAGUGUGAGAAGCAGGGCGCCGUGCUUUCCUCCCCCGGUAACCUGUUUGCCGCGUGGCGCGCAGGUCUGGAUCGCUGUGACUAUGGCUGGCUGUCAGACGGCAGCGUCCGCUAUCCCAUCUCCAUCCCCAGGCCACAGUGUGGCGGAGGGCAGCUGGGGGUCAGGACUCUGUACCGACUCCCUGACCAGAGAGGCUACCCUAACGCUUUUGACAGGCAUGGAGCUUUCUGCUUCAAGAGUCUCCAGUCGUGUACAGUGAAUGUGUGUCUGAACGGAGCAUCCUGCUACCAGAGAGGAAGCGCCAGCGUCUGUGUGUGUUCACCUGGGUACACUGGAAAUCGCUGCCAGACAGAUGUUGAUGAGUGCCAGUCCAACCCUUGUCAUAACGGUGCCACCUGUAUGGAUGGAGUGAACUCCUUCAGAUGUUUGUGUCUGCCCAGCUAUGCAGGAGAGCUCUGUGAACAAGACACGGAGGAGUGUCAAUAUGGCUGGCAGAAAUUCCAGAGCCAUUGUUACAAGUACAUCACCCACCGCCGGACCUGGGACGCUGCGGAGAGGGAGUGCCGUCUUCAAGGCGCCCACCUCACCAGUGUCCUGUCACAAGAGGAGCAGUUGUAUGUCAACCGUCUGGGCCAUGACUACCAGUGGAUCGGUCUGAACGACAAGAUGUUUGAGAGGGACUUCCGCUGGACAGACGGCAGCGUCAUGCAAUAUGAGCACUGGCGCCCCAACCAGCCAGACAGUUUCUUCCAGUCUGGAGAGGACUGUGUGGUGAUGAUCUGGCACGAGGGAGGUCAGUGGAACGAUGUACCCUGCAACUACCACCUUACCUUCACCUGCAAGAAGGGCACAGUGGCGUGCGGCCCACCUCCAUUAGUGAAGGAUGCUCAGGUGUUCGGUUCCAUGAAACCUCGUUAUGAGAUCGACACUCUGGUUCGCUACCACUGUAAAAACGGCUUCAUACAGAAACAUGUCCCCACCAUCCGUUGCCGUGACAAUGGCCAAUGGGACAGACCCAAGGUUACCUGCAUGAGCCCCUCUACAUACCAGAAGUCUUUUGCUUUUAGGCAACACACCAAUUCACACAUCAAUCACAAGCUUAUCCAGAAUCAAUACAAUCCAGACAAUCAUAAAAAGCUAAACCAAAACGAGCACAACUAUCAAAGCCAACAAUAUAACAGUCAACACCAACAGAAGAACUACAGCCCACAACGUCAAGACAGACUUAACCAACAACUUCAGAGCCAGAGAGAGAGGAGACAUCAACACUAAUCCGAUUUCCAGUCAGCCUAUGAAUAUACAAAUGAGGUUGUAACAUAUUUAUAGGCUAACUUUAUCAAAAUUCACAGGUUCUCCAGAAAUCCGUGUUGGUGGAUUCAGAAUGUCAUGCAUAGCCCCCCCUGAUUCUGAGAAUCUUUCAUCCAGGAUUUCUGGAAAAUCUGAGAAUGUUUGUGAAAGGACCAUCAUUUUGCACCAUUAACCCAGAGCAGCACAACAUGUUAACUUGGACCACACCCACAGACAGCCGUGUAGGUUUUUCGCAAUACAUAAUCAUAACCAGUGAGCUAACUCUGAUAAAACACUUUUCUAAUUUAUGAAAACGUUUAAAAACUUUGUUACACAUAGUAUUGAGUCCAAUUCAAAUUAAACUCGGAAUUUUUUUUCCAGUUAUUUAUUGAAGUUAGCUGGCUAACUUGAUCUUGAUAUUGCUUAGUGAAAUCUACCCCAAAACAAGUGUUCCUACAAUGGUGACACAGAGUGCCUUAAUGGUUUAUACAACAACAAAGUCCGUCGAGAAGUCUGUCAAGACAAGAAAUCUUAACAAUUCCUGAUCUAGAAGCACCCAUCUGAAUUCAAUUUUUCUUUGUACCCUGUUUUUUUUCAUGAGAAAUUAUCCACUGAAAAUAAAUGUCAAAUAUAUAUCUAGCUAACCACCAAAAUGUUGGCUGUGGGCUGGUGACAAGUUUGUAAGUAUUCCAAUGGAAGCGCCCACUAUUUAUUAUGUGGAAUAAUUAGCAUUCCCAUAAUAACAUCAGCAAUUGUUUAGUUAAUGAGUCAUUACAUCUUUUUUGUUUGCAGAAUGUUGUUUUCAUAAAUAUAAUUGAUUCAAUAUUGAGCACAUGGUGUCAUGUGGAGUCAUGCGAGAAAUAAAAAGGCAAAUGAGCCACGUCUUCAGUCUACUUAAAUAAAAUCAGUGUAUGGAAAUCAUUGUUAGUGACAGGUAAUUGUUAACAUAUGGUGCAUAGAACUGAUACAGUGGGAGCUCUAUCAGUUCCUUAUAUGAGAAGAGAUGAUGAGAGGAAUGUAUCAGGACUGUCUAGUGAUACUCAGCUCCGUCGUUGGUUCUCCAGCAUAUUGAAAGAGGAUUGGUGAUACCUUUACUGGGAAACAAUGGUUUAUGGGAAACAAUGGUUUACUGGGAAACAAUGGUUUACUGGGAAACAAAGGCAGCGGGUUUCUUUUCUUUAACCUGUUUAAGGCAUGUUGUUAAUUUUAAUACAUACACAACAAUGAAGAUGAAAGGACAGAGUCUAAUGAAUGUGUGUGUUUUGGCCUGUGCUGUGGUCAGGAUUCUGACUCAUAAGAAAGAGGAUGAUGGUUUUAGAAAGCUUAAUUUAUUGCUUAUGUUUCAUCGGUUAAUGGACAGUGAUGCUGUUUAAGGUCAUGAUAACUGAUGUGAUCCUUGUAACGAUGACUUCUGCUGUUGAAAAUCUGCCUUGUUGUAGUAUGCAUUAUGUUGGCCUUGUGUUCCUUAGGUUGCACAUAACCUGUUUAUUAAAGUUAUACAAUCCAGAUAUCUGAGCUUUUACUGUGCCUUGCAGGGGGUUGAUUUGGACCUGAGAGUGUGUGUUUUGUCACACUCUCAGUUGAUUUGGAUCUCAGUGUGUUUUAUCAUUCAAAUUGGGUUUUUACCCCAGAGACUGUUGGGGCUUCUGUAUCGGGGGGAAGGGAAAUGUGAUUUACCAGAGAACAUUUUGUGUGUAUUUCUGUUUCUGUUGUGUAUGUCACCAAAGACUUACUAAAACUGUACAGUACCUAUAGCCUGUCCUCAACUUCCACUGUCUGUGCAGUAAAAGAGAAAGAUUUUUAAAAAAUCCAUGUGUUUCAAUAUUCUCACACUUAAUAUCUCAAUGCUGAAUAUGCAAUCCAUGUACUAAAAACAGCUUGAAAGGAGAUUUCAAACCUGUCUUUAACUACUGACUACCAGCAGAGGGAGACACUAUUUUAGAAAGUAGUCACGUCGAAUGGGGUACCGAGAGUUUGUACAAAUGAAUCAGUGAAUAAAAUUAUUGAAGUGAA
Messenger RNA from Esox lucius (northern pike), 4375 nucleotides. It is a transcript of the gene vcanb, whose product is annotated as versican b. Gene Ontology annotation, biological process: cell adhesion. The record is from RefSeq and is a predicted model, not a curated record. Lineage: Eukaryota; Metazoa; Chordata; Actinopteri; Esociformes; Esocidae. Bases 254 to 2347 code for a protein of 697 amino acids. Gene Ontology annotation, molecular function: calcium ion binding; hyaluronic acid binding. The transcript is spliced from 13 exons.